Patiria miniata (bat star) is the source of this 3425-nucleotide messenger RNA. RefSeq names its product formylglycine-generating enzyme-like. Lineage: Eukaryota; Metazoa; Echinodermata; Asteroidea; Valvatida; Asterinidae. Bases 68 to 1234 code for a protein of 388 amino acids. Gene Ontology annotation, cellular component: endoplasmic reticulum. The transcript is spliced from 8 exons. The record is from RefSeq and is a predicted model, not a curated record.
GAGAAGUGGUUUGGGUACCAGACCUUUAAGUUCAGAAGCAGACGACACUGCAGCAACCUCAACCAACAUGGGGCUGCACGCAAAUGAAAAAGGUCUAGCAAAAUGUUUAGUUUUUAUCACGAUAUGUACGCUACUUAUCUCUGCCGAUACAGAUUCAAAAGUUUCUAGUGAUUCCAAGAGUUGUGGUGCCGAAGAAGAUGGGGAAAAAUCCGGGAAAGACUGUGGUUGCUCUGCUCUCAAUCGACAAAAAAAUGAAGAUGAAGACGUCGGCAGCGCCUCGAAGAAAUACACUGCUGAGUUUAAUAACGGAAAUCAAGAAGAGAACGAGCAAUCCGCAACGAAUCAAUUUGUUCGGACUAACCAAAUGGCUUUUGUGAAAGGUGGAACAUUUACCAUGGGAACAGAUGAGCCAGUCAUUUAUGCAGACGGUGAAAGUCCUGCCAGACUCGUUACUUUGACAUCUUUUUAUUUUGAUGCGUACGAAACGAGUAAUGCCGAGUUUGACUUGUUUGUGAGAAAGACGGGUUAUGUUACAGAGGCAGAACAAUUUGGAGAUUCUUUUGUGCUCGAGAGCAGAAUUAGUGAAGAAGUGAAGAAGGACAUCAGUCAGGCUGUUGCCGCUGCUCCGUGGUGGUUACCAGUGAAAGGUGCUGACUGGCGGCAUCCGGAAGGACCAGACACCGACAUAAAUGACAGAAUGGACCACCCUGUCAUCCACAUCUCCUGGAAUGAUGCCAGCGAGUUUUGCCGCUGGGCCGGGAAGAGGUUACCUACGGAGGCUGAAUGGGAGUAUGCUGCUAGGGGAGGACUCAAGGGAAGACUCCACCCAUGGGGUAACAAAGAACUGCCUAAAGGGGAGCACCGGAUGAACAUAUGGCAGGGGGAGUUUCCUAUCACCAACACGGCUGAAGAUGGCUACGAAGGCACAUGUCCAGUUACGGCCUUUGCGCCGAAUGGUUACGGACUCUACAACACAGUUGGUAAUGUGUGGGAAUGGACAUCAGACUGGUGGACGAACAGACACAGUGCGGAACCACAGGAAAACCCAAAAGGUCCCGAUAAUGGCACGGACAAAGUGAAGAAAGGUGGUUCCUACAUGUGUCACAAGUCCUACUGCUACCGAUACCGCUGUGCAGCAAGAAGCCAGAAUAGCGUAGACAGUUCAGCAGCAAACCUUGGAUUUAGAUGUGCGGCUGAUAAACUGCCAGAGGGUGUGGAGUGCACAAACUGUUGAAUUGCCAGGGGGGUACGUUCAACAUUAAAAAAGUGCCUUCUGGAAUCAAGUACUUUUCAGGCUUGUAGAAACAAUAGCCUUAAACAAAGUUUUAAAGCAACAGUCUGAUAAUGUUAAACAGCUUAGCAAAAAUUAAAAGUGCUAAGCAAAAUCUUGUGAUAAUUAAUUUCAAACCAGUUGCAAGAAUGAUGCAUAACACAACAUCAUAACUUGUAGGUAAUAUUUUGUUGAAAUCAUUUCUGUGGAAAUCAUUUCUGUGCCCAUUGAUUACAUUUUUGUGUGUUUUGCCAGGAAGUGAAAUCAAGUUGUUCGCAACUGACAUGUGACAUCAAUUGGAAAUUAUCAUGGCAGUCUAACAUAUUGGAAAAAUCAGUCAGUGUUUUUCUAAAGGCUUUAGCAUGAAAUGCAAACCAUGUUUAGUCCUAAACCUCCUAAAUCCUUCAAAAGUCGCCAGGUUUUGAGAUUUGGGAGGAUUUUGGGAUUUGUAGGAUGUGGGGGGAUUUUGUAGGAUUUGGGGUGGAUUUAGUCCUAAACCUCCUAAAUCCUUCAAAAGUCGCCAGGUUUUGAGAUUUGGGAGGAUUUGGGGAUUUUGUAGGAUAUGGGGGGAUUUUGUACGAUAUGGGGGGAUUUUGUAGUUUGGGGGGGAUUUUGUAGGAUUUGGGGUGGAUUUUAUAGGAUCUGGGAAGGUAGAGUGCCCAGCUUCGGUUACUUUACACUGGGCUUUACACUGAGUGAUUUACUAGGAACCUUCCUCACUCUUGCAAACUCCAACACCGCAUGGUAAACUGUACUCAGAAACUGUUGGACUCUGAUUAUUGGUGGUAUGCCUAACCAAGCAUAAUCAGAUUACUAGUGUCAACUGUCAAGCAUAAUCAGUUUACUAGUGCAGUACUCUAACAGAUUCAAACAAGCCCUGGUGUUGGUGUUUGACUGGAUUGGGAUUGUGAGGGUUAAUUUAAAGAAUGUAUCGCUGGUUUUCUGAAAAGUGGUUGAUUUUGAAAGGUUCAGAAAAGCCCAAGCAAAUAUGCCUGAAUAGGUUUUUUUUUUAAAUAAAAUGAAGCAAAAAGUGAGAUUGGUAUUUAAAGUAUUAUUAGGCAUUCUUUACUAUGGUACACUGCAGGAUGAACCUGGGGAAAAAAAACCUUUAUACACUUUAGAAAAAAACCUUACAAGGCAAAUGUAUUAUACACACACAUAAAUAAUAAUAAUAAUAAUAAACAAUCAUCAUCGACUGUAAACAUAGGAACCUGGUUUGCGUCUCGUAUCUCAAAAAACUAUCUAUAAAAUCAUCUCCACAAUUAUUACACUUUGAAAAUUGAAACACAAAAAUUAAAAUUUACGACUAUAAAGUACAAUACACUGAUAAUCCUUUCAUUUAAAAAAAGACAUGGAACAUUUUCAUAGGUCAAAAACUUGAAAGUAUACUUUAGUGUCGAUUGGUGCAUUUCAGCACCCCCUCCCCUUGUAAUCUGUGUUUUGGAACUUCAAGAUGCUCGGUGAUUUUGCUUUAAACAGAAACCAUACUGAGGGUUUGUUUUAUUGGUUUUGCAGGUAAAAUCUAAAAACUUAACAUGAUUUACUUUUUAAAUUCUUAAUCCAUGUGCAAUUCAUUUAAACUUAAAUGUAACAAUCAAUGGGACUGUACAUUUUGUUUUUUUAAAUGCAAGUUUUUUUAAAAAUCCUUCAGAAUCAGGAUCCAAGUGUCUUUUUUGCUCUUGUUCAACAAAAACCUUGUUUUAUUCCCGAAUUUACGUAAUAUUACAAAAGUGACUUCACUGUUAGUUUAAUCACAGACCAUUUACAAUGGUCCGUGGUUUAAUGGCAGUAAACUCUGUUACCUUUUUUCGCAUAAACUCAGAAGUUGUCCCCAUAUUUUAGUCAUGCCGAACAUAACUGCAAGAUCAUCUUUUUCCCCCAGUACUUUAUCAUUUCUGAUUACAUUCCACGAAAUCUUCAAUAAAUUUGAUUGGUAUCCAAAAACAUGAACUUUAGUUCUUUCCACGCAGUAGUUUUCCUCUUAGUUUUUUUCUCUCCACUUUUAGUAAUUAUUUCCCUUUUCUCAAGUGGGUGACAAGAGACAGAGUUUAACUAAGAAUCAAAUCAAUACCAUCAGUGUGGUCCCCCUUUUUUUUUUUUAGUGAUGUUUGACAUCAAUAAAAGUCCAGUGUGUAAUCUCUGUGACAAUUGUCAA